AUGGGUGCAUCUCACAAGAAACCUCAAGAUGAUUCUAGCCUUGAAAUAUAUUCUCUUAUUUGGCUCAAUCCAUCAUUUCAUGAUAGUGAAGAAAUUGUCAAAGCUCAGAAAAAACUUCGAUCGUCAAUAAACCAUUUAAAUAUAUUUGAAAAUUCUUAUGAAUGCGAAGAAUAUAUUCGAUCAGCUAAUAGUACAUGCAAUCGAUUUAUUAUUAUUAUCAAUGAUGAAUUAGCUCGACAAAUAAUUCCUCGCAUUCAACAACUUCAACAAGUCUACUCGAUUUAUAUUCACUGUUUAGAUAAACAAACAAAUUUACCAUGGUCUCAACAGUAUCUAAAGAUAAAAUGUGUAAGCGCUCAACUUGAUAUACUCGUAACACGAAUUCAAACAGAUCAUAGAAUCGAUGAUUCAUUUCCCGUUGUUAUCUAUAAAACAAAUGAAUUACAUUUUCAUUUUAUACAUUCUCAAUUACUAUUCGAUUGUCUUCUUCGAAUGAAUUCAAGCAAUAAAAAUAAAUUUAUAUCAUUAUGUAAAAAUGAAUACGAAUUAGAUAUAAUUCAUAAUUUUGAAAGCAAUUAUUCACCAAGUCAAUCUUUAUCAUGGUACACAAGAAAGUCGUUUAUUUAUCAAAUACUAAAUAAAGCUCUUCUAAUACAAAAUAUUGAUCUAUUAUUGACAUUAAGAUUUUUUAUUCAAGAUAUGUCUCAUCAAAUCAAACAAAAUAAAUGCUCAUAUCCUAUACAUGUUUAUCAUAGCCAUUUAAUGACAUACGAAGAAAUACAAUUAAUUGAAAAUUCCGUAGGACAAUUUAUCUCGAUUAAUACAUUUCUUUCGACAUGUCUCGAUCGUGGUUUAGCGUUAUUUCAUCUUUAUGAGCCCAAUGAACUUCAACGAGUUUUAUUUGAGAUUAAUGUAGAUCUGCGAUUGAAUGAUGAAAAUAGUUGUGGUUAUAUGAAACUAAUUGAUUACUAUGAAGAAAAUGAACAAAUCAUUUUUAUGUUAGGUUCAAUAUUUCAAAUUGAAAAUAUUUCUCUGAAUGACGAUGAAAUUUGGAUUAUUCAAAUGAAAUUAUGUAAAGAAAAUGACGAUGAUAAUUUAAAGUCAAUUUUUAAUAUUCUAAAAAAUGAAUAUAAUUAUGGUCAAGAAAGAAAUUUAUUUUCAUUCGGUGAAUUUCUUAUUAAAGAAAAUUAUGUGGAUGAAGCUGAAAAUUAUUAUCGACGUUUAAUUGAUGAACUUUCUUGUCAUCCCGAUGAUAUUAUUCAAUGUUAUAAUACGCUUGGCAGAGUUACAAAACAUAAACAUGAUUAUGAAUCAAGUUUGCAAUGGUUUAAUAAAUCAAUUAAAAUCAAAACAGAAAAUGAUGCGAAUUUAAUUGAAAGCUAUGAUAAUAUUGCAGAAAUUCAUCAAAACAAUGGUGACACUAAACGAGCUAUUGAAUCUUAUAAGAAAGCAUUGAUGAUUUUCAUAAAAAACUUCGGUGAAGACCAUCCAAAGCUAGCAAUAUGUUUCAAUAAUCUAGCAAUUGCAUAUAAACGAGAGACAAAGUAUAUCAAAGCACUUGAAUAUCACGAGAAAGCAUUGAUUAUUUUGGAAAAAUAUCGAAUAGCUAAUCAUUCUGAUUUAGGUGCAUCACAUAAUAAUAUUGGUGUUAUUCACCGACAUCUUGGCCACUAUGAUCAAGCAAUAGAACAUUAUCAAAACGCAUUAGAAAUCUAUAAAAAAUCUCUUUGUUGUUCAUAUUCUGAUAUUGCUAAAACCCUGCGAAAUAUUGGCUUAGUUUAUCAAGAUAAAGGUGACUUAAAACAAUCGUUGUUAUGUUUUAAAAAAUCUGCUAUUAUCUAUCGAUGUACUUUAUCGCCGGAAGAUCCUGAUGUUAUGGAAAUUGAAGAAAAAGUUCGAAGUAUUUCAAUUCAUUUGAAAUAA
This is a messenger RNA of Rotaria socialis, 1923 nucleotides long. NCBI's taxonomy places the organism in Eukaryota, Metazoa, Rotifera, Eurotatoria, Philodinida, Philodinidae. The record is from the annotation of a GenBank genome assembly.